Molecule: messenger RNA, 3388 nt
Organism: Pseudoliparis swirei
Lineage: Eukaryota; Metazoa; Chordata; Actinopteri; Perciformes; Liparidae
Gene: znf16l
Product: zinc finger protein 16 like
Exons: 3
Coding region: 88-1722 (544 amino acids)
Biological process (GO): regulation of transcription by RNA polymerase II
Molecular function (GO): DNA-binding transcription factor activity; RNA polymerase II cis-regulatory region sequence-specific DNA binding
Source: RefSeq, a predicted model, not a curated record
AGCAUCACCCAAACAUUAGCUCGUAGAGUAGCUUUUAGCUAGCCGAACUCUUCGGGUAAAAGAGCCCGAGCCGAGCCGAGCCGACCCAUGAGCCGCAGACGGAACCACAGUUUCGUCGAAACCGGCCUGUCUCCCGAGCUCCACGGCGCCUUCAUGGAGCCCAACGGGUCGGCCAGCCGAGCCGACGGCGACUUCCUGGAGCUGGAGCACGACGAGGAGCUGCUGUGCUCGGUCAGCGACAUCACGGAGCACCUCGGCAGGAACAUCGCGGCGGUGCUGGAGACAGCGCUGUCGGAGAUCCGCAAAAUGGUCAGCAUCAGGAUCCGAGUGCUGAAGAUGGAGCUGCGGGACAAGAGCGAGGAGAUCGGGGACUUAAAGGACCGACUGGACUCGGUGCAGCGGGACGGCAGGGACCCUUUCCCCGGCGGCGCGACCACCACCGCGGAGCAGUCUGCGGAGGACGCCGCCUACAAGAAGCACGACUUCGGCUCCAAGCACAGUGGCGUCGACCCGAGGCGAGCCAAGGCGCUCAUGCCCGGCGUGAAGAAGGAGAACAUCGACGCCAUCUGCGACUACCUGAUGAAGGACAAGAACUCGAGGGGGGGCGCCGACAUGGACGGAGACCAGAGCAGCCAAGCCAGCGGCGACAGGGAGGCUCGCCCGGACCCGCACUCCCUCCACUUGUGGCCGGACGGCGGCAUGGCCGGCUCCGGGCCCGGGGACUCUGACGCGGCCACGGACGACCUGUUCAGCAUGCUGCCCUCCGGCAGCAAGAGGAUGUACGACUACGAGUGGAUCGCCCCGAUGGAGUACUCUCCGGAUCUGAAGGUUAUGAAGGAGCCCCAGUGUGAGGACACUCCGACAGGCGAGGAGGACGAAGAUGAUGAUGAGGGAGGUGUGUCGCCGAGGAGGGAGGCCGGUGGGCUGGAGCCGGCCCCGCCGCCACACAUCCAGCCCUCUGAGUUCAGCAUGGAGCCCCGGAGCUCUCCGGGGGAGGGGGGCAGUCCUCUGGAGGGCAGCGCGGACCGGCCUGUGGCAGGCCAGCAGUUCCCCGGCCACACCUACAUCUGCUCUCUGUGCGGAACCUUCUGCCCCGACUCCCUGUUCCUGGAGGAGCACGUCAAGCUGAUACACUCGGACUCCGCCGGCACCCAGGUCCUCCAGGUCCUGCAAUCGGCCACGCCCGCCACGGACGACAGGUCCAGGAGGGGCGGCGGCGGGGAUCAGAACGAGGACGACGGAGUCGGGGCCGGCCUCGGGCAAGUAGGCGCCACGGUGAAGAAGGAGAUUAAAAUCGAGGGCGGGUACGAGUGCGCCGACUGCGGCCGCCACUUCAACUAUCUGGGCAACCUGCGGCAGCACCGGCGCAUCCACACCGGGGAGAAGCCCUUCAUGUGUCCGGAGUGCGGCGAGCGGUUCCGCCACGCGGCCCGCUUAAAGAGCCACCGGCUGGUGCACAGCGGCGCCCAGAGCCCCUUCCCCUGCCCCCAGUGCGGGAAGGGCUUCUCGGUGCUGUCGGGACUCAAGAGACACCAGCGGGUGCACACCGGCGAGAGCCCGUACGCCUGCCCGCAGUGCGGCCGGCGCUUCAAAGAGCUGGGCAACCUGUACACCCACCAGAGGAUCCACAGCGGCGCCACGCCCUACUGCUGCCAGCAGUGUGGGCGGAGCUUCCGCCACCUGGGGACGUACAAGAGCCACCGCUGCACGCCGCUGCAGUAACCAGCCGCUUCACAGAAACGGAGGUCGACGACAGGACAUGGUGGAGUCCGAGGCGUGGUCUUCACCACGGGGCUCUCGGUUGACACUUGUAGGGAGGGGCCCGGGCUGCUAUCCCGAGAUGCUUCCCUCACCUUCAUGGCAUUUCACACCGGCAUUAAGGAAAGCUGCUUCGUGGAGCUCGAGUUCAUUCUUGACCGCAGAAACAAUGUUGACUCGAGGUCAAGGACUCCUUGUUGGAGUUGAUCCGAUACCAGAAUCAGAAACGCUGCACGUGUCCCAGCAUCACUCCGAUAUUAGCUCGUACUAUUAGUAGCUAACGAGCGCUAACGAGCGCCAUUUGGCUUCUUUCCCCGUCUCUGGUGAGAGUUGCACAUGCUCAGUGAGCAGCGGAUCGGUGCUAGCAGAGUUUUGAUCAGUCGUCAUGGAGGAGAUGUCCCAUUUUCCAUUUUUUUCAAGAAGACUUUGAGGACUUAUGAGUGGAAAGUUAUCAACUUCUUCAUAUUGUAAACUUUGGAAUAAGUCUGUCACUAAUCAUCCCUGUUAGGUGUGUUUCUUAUAACGAUGGACACAUGCUGACAGAACUACUUUUUAAUAUCUCAAAUAACAUUUACCGACUGACCCAAUGGGAGAUGAGUGAACUUUGAGAUUUAAAGAGACAUUUCAACAUUACACUCAUCUUUGGGAGAGACCUAAGAAACGAUGGAGCUGCUGACCACGUCAACGGGUUUCAUUUGUUCAUUCAUUUACGCCUAACCUGCCGAGGCUCCGGGACACGUAACCUGCCGAGGCUCCGGGAUACAUAACCUGCCGAGGCUCCGGGACACGUAACCUGCCGAGGCUCCGGGACACAUAACCUGCCGAGGCUCCGGGACACGUAACCUGCCGAGGCUCCGGGACACGGUAACUUACCGAGGCUCCGGGACACGUAACCUGCCGAGGCUCCGGGACACGGUAACUUACCGAGGCUCCGGGACACGUAACCUGCCGAGGCUCCGGGACACGGUAACUUACCGAGGCUCCGGGACACGUAACCUGCCGAGGCUCCGGGACACGCCGCCGCCGCCUCGCACUGCGGUGGGACACCAGCGCCCCAUGGUGGACCAACUAGAACUGCAACAGAGUAGAUCUCCUUGGGUCUCACUGACUUUUCUCACGGCUCUGCUUUCGUAUUGUUUUUUUUUUUUUAAACCAGUGUAACGUACGUUACAUAAAAUAUAUAGUUUAUUUUAUACAUUUGCCUGUGUGACCAUUCAACAUGAUGUAAUUAACCCUGAAGGAGAAUAACAUUUGAUAUUCAUGGGAUUCAGUGGAGCCCCGAGGGACCUGACCUCCAGCUCGUUAUACGAUGACUUUGAACCCUUGAAGACAACGAAUCCAAACUGUGACAUUUAAACACUCAGCAUUGAUCCUCUGCUCCAAUAAACAGUUGUCUUAACGUCAUCAAUGAGUCUGUGGUGGAAUGUAACUGUGGCAGCUGUCCCCAAUCUGGCCUCAGCUGCUGGCUGGUUGACAAUCGGUCAGCUGCUCUGACUGAUUGGCAAUCAGUCAGCAGCCGAUGCUGCUCAUAUGAAAGGGCAGCAGAGCUGGAGGUAGAGGAGAGUGAGCAGAGGCGCAGUGUUGCGGUCUGCUGAAGUGUGUGAUACCAAUAAAUAUGUCGUCCACGAAA